Molecule: messenger RNA, 342 nt
Organism: Grosmannia clavigera kw1407
Lineage: Eukaryota; Fungi; Ascomycota; Sordariomycetes; Ophiostomatales; Ophiostomataceae
Product: fkbp-type peptidyl-prolyl cis-trans isomerase
Exons: 5
Coding region: 1-342 (113 amino acids)
Molecular function (GO): peptidyl-prolyl cis-trans isomerase activity
Source: RefSeq, a predicted model, not a curated record
AUGGGUGUCACCAAGACUACGCACCAGGAGGGCAGUGGCCCCAGCCCAGGCGUGGGCCAGCGCGUCACUAUUGAGUACACCGGCUUUCUGAAGGACACCUCCAAGCCUGGGAACAAGGGCAAGCAGUUCGACAGCUCUGUCGGCCGUGGCGACUUUGUCACCUCCAUUGGUGUCGGCCAGGUCAUCAAGGGCUGGGAUGAGGGCGUUAUGCAGAUGAAGGUCGGCGAGAAGGCCACCCUGGACAUCUCGAGCGACUUUGGCUAUGGCACACGGGGCUUCACGGGUCACAUCCCGCCCAACGCGGACCUUAUCUUCGAUGUCCACCUGAAGAAGAUCCAGUAG